This is a messenger RNA of Penicillium mononematosum, 447 nucleotides long. RefSeq lists its product as uncharacterized. The record is from RefSeq and is a predicted model, not a curated record. The transcript has 2 exons. The coding region runs from base 1 to 447 and encodes 148 amino acids. Lineage: Eukaryota; Fungi; Ascomycota; Eurotiomycetes; Eurotiales; Aspergillaceae.
AUGUCCUCCCCUCUCCCAAUCGUGCUCUGUGCCCAAGACGCUGGGAUCGGUAAGCCGGCUUCGGAGCUCCUCCUCCCCGAAUUUGAAGUAAUCCAUUUCAUCCAAAGCCUGCCAGCGGCACAAUCCGAAAUUCCCCACCUCCUCGCAGGCCGGGAUCCCCAAUCCCCUCACGUCAACAACGUCGGCACAAAAGACUACAGCCGGCCUGCGCGUGCAAUUAUUUUCGGUCGUGGCUUUGAUCUGGAGGAUAUCGAGGCCUUGCGCGAGAAUGUCGCUGGCAUCUCGCAAGACCCGGUUCUUUGGAUCGCUGGUGACCCAAGUCGCAAGCCUCCUCCUGACGCUGUUCUACCACCUAACAUCCACCAACUUGUUGCUGGUAUUGCGCGGAAAUUGCUUAGUGGAUGGGUUGAGGCUGGAGCUGCUAGUAAUGAGGUUAUUUUGUACUAG